Messenger RNA from Chaetomium globosum CBS 148.51, 615 nucleotides. RefSeq lists its product as uncharacterized. The record is from RefSeq and is a predicted model, not a curated record. Gene Ontology annotation, molecular function: copper ion transmembrane transporter activity. The transcript is spliced from 4 exons. Gene Ontology annotation, cellular component: membrane. Gene Ontology annotation, biological process: copper ion transmembrane transport. NCBI's taxonomy places the organism in Eukaryota, Fungi, Ascomycota, Sordariomycetes, Sordariales, Chaetomiaceae. Bases 1 to 615 code for a protein of 204 amino acids.
AUGGACGGCAUGGAUCAUGGCGGAAUGACUAUGGGGACGACAACGGUAUCGGCCGCUGCUGCCGCUGCCACAGGAGCCAGCAUGGGUGGCAUGGGUGGUAUGGGGAGCGGAAACAGUUGCAAGAUUUCUAUGCUUUGGAACUGGAACACCAUCGACUCUUGCUUCCUCGCAUCGUCCUGGAAGAUUACGUCAAAGGGAGUCUUUGCCGGCUCUUGCAUUGGCGUAGUCUUGCUCGUCAUCUCGCUCGAGAUGUUGCGCCGCGCUGUCAAGGAAUACGAUCGCUUCCUUAUCAACAAGCACCUCAAGUCGCUACCCGCCGCCACAAGGUCAUCUAAAAUCGGUUCCGAUGACGGCAGCCCGGCCCCCAACUGUGCCCCCUUCGUAAACAAGGGGUACCGACCAACCUUUAUCGAGCAGGCCAUCCGUGCGCUGCUUCACAUGGUGCAGUUCGCUGUUGCUUACUUUGUCAUGCUGCUUGCCAUGUACUACAACGGCUACAUCAUCAUUUGCAUCUUCCUCGGGGCAUAUAUUGGCAGCUUCAUCUUCCACUGGGAACCGCUUGGCGGCGGGCAGCAAACCAGCGCAUCAAAGGAGGCCACCGUGUGUUGCGGUUGA